Opisthorchis viverrini is the source of this 1434-nucleotide messenger RNA. RefSeq lists its product as hypothetical. The transcript has 6 exons. Gene Ontology annotation, molecular function: RNA polymerase II transcription regulatory region sequence-specific DNA binding; DNA-binding transcription factor activity, RNA polymerase II-specific. The record is from RefSeq and is a predicted model, not a curated record. NCBI's taxonomy places the organism in Eukaryota, Metazoa, Platyhelminthes, Trematoda, Opisthorchiida, Opisthorchiidae. The annotation marks the transcript as partial. Gene Ontology annotation, biological process: regulation of transcription by RNA polymerase II. Gene Ontology annotation, cellular component: nucleus.
AUGUUCCUGCUAGGUGCGUGCGAUUGUGGUGGAGAGCGGCCUCAUCACCUGUUUAGUGAGCUCGACGAAUUUUGGAACGAUCUGUCUGGUUCCGGUGAAACCGAGUGGCGCGAGGCGGUACGCUGGAACUACCGAUGCGUGUUUUGUGGCAAAUUGUUUAGCUUUGUUGAAUCGCCGGAGCGUCAUGUUUUGGAGGUCCAUGCAGACGAGAAAUCCAAUGAAGGAAUGCAAAAUUUUACAUGUAAAACUUCUGGGAAUUCACACAGCGCAUGGUAUCGCAUCAUGCGGUUCCGGUUUCAAGGCGUGGCUCACGAUCAGUGGACGACUGUAAUGACAAAAAACACUAGUGGUAAAGCAUGGACGUCUGAUUGCUGUGCACAUCUAGUGUUUUGUGAGCAGCAUCGGAUAUUCGCUUUUCAAGAUAUUUUGACGGUUAAAGAUGAUUCCAUGGUUGCCACGGUUGGUCUUCGGAUAGUCAAAAUGAAUGGAUUUUGGGGGCAACGUUUCCCAAUUCGUCGUUUCUUGGAAGAGAUCAAUUCCAACAACUUUGUAGACGCUGAGCAUCCGAAUUUGAACGUGCUAGGUGGUAGACUACGUGACAAGGCGACCCGAAGUAGUCAACCAGAAAAAUAUGGAAAACCCAAGACUCCGAGAGAGAACAACUGCGACAUCUGUGGGAAAUCAUUUUUGCGGUUAUCUGACCGUCGACGGCAUGCUACUGUGCACACAGGAUCAAAGAACUACAAGUGCGAGUUUUGUAACAAGUCGUUUGCACAACACACUUCUCUAAAAGGUCACAAAACAGUGGCCCAUUCAAGUGAGCAAGCAAGUGGAGUAGACCAAAAUUCAGUGCCAGUGGAAAUCGGUGCAUGUCAACAAAAAACUGAAGAACACAGCAUUGGCGUCAUACAGUACACUGAGGCCUCUAAAGUACUGACCACCGUGUGCUUGAGUCUAGGAUAUGUUAUCUCUGAAUGUGUGUUAUUGUGCACAAACCAAAGGAACUGUACUGGAAACUACCCACCGCAGAAACAUUCGCUGAUAACAGAAAUGGUGUUGAUCCCUACAGCAGAUUUGAUUACGCAGAGCACCAAGGAAGCGCGACCUCCCCUUUCGAAAAUCUUAGCGCAAGUUCAACACAACUCGCAAAAUGGCACCGGUCAGACCAACAAUCAUCUCCCAAUCGGACAGAAUACAAAUACACCGCUUGUGACCAACAUGUAUCGGCGGGAAGCACAACCAUACACCUGCAACUUAUGUGGGAAAUCGUUUCUAGCUGCCGCUCACUUGCGGCGUCAUGCUGGGGUUAAUACGAAGUCGAAAAACUAUCUGUGCGAUUGUUGUACCAAACAGUUUAAAUACGAAUCGUCCUUGAAGAUCCACAAACAGGUCGCCCAUCCAGACAAGGAAACGGAGGACAGCGUGGCAAAACAU